Messenger RNA from Ruditapes philippinarum (Manila clam), 1683 nucleotides. Its product is annotated as organic anion transporter 3-like. Gene Ontology annotation, biological process: transmembrane transport. Lineage: Eukaryota; Metazoa; Mollusca; Bivalvia; Venerida; Veneridae. The record is from RefSeq and is a predicted model, not a curated record. The transcript has 8 exons. Gene Ontology annotation, cellular component: membrane. Bases 139 to 1590 code for a protein of 483 amino acids. Gene Ontology annotation, molecular function: transmembrane transporter activity.
UAAAGUUUAAAUGUAUACAAUUAUUACUUAUCUCAUCAAAGUGAUAGAUAAAAAGCAAUCUGAAGACUGAGCUGUAUUACUUAUAUUGUACAAUGUUAACUUUCAUUGGAACCUAAAGUAAAAUAAAUAAAAUAAAUAAUGAGGAAUACUAACGUUGAUCAUAUCUGGAGGACAUUGGGUCCGUUAGGGAAAUAUCAGUGUAAACAAAUGGGAUCGUAUCUAUUAUCACUGAUAGCAUGGGCUUUUCAAGGGCUUAAUAUUGUAUUUAUAGGACAUAGACCUGACUUCCAAUGCAGACCCUCUAAUAAUGACUCUAUGGUAAACAAUAUAACAGAUAUACAUAAGGAAUAUCAGCAGUGUAUGAUUGUAACGUAUACAAACACGUCAGACGGUGUGUUCAAAUCAUCAAGCCCAUGCGAUAAUGGUUGGGAGUAUGACGCUCCGGUUGAUCAAUCGUUUGUAACUGAGUGGAACUUCGUUUGUGAGAAUGCAGAGCUCGGAGAACUGACACAGGUGCUGUAUCUCGUCGGCAUGAUGAUCGGAACUUUCAUAUUUCCAACUUUGUCGGAUCGCUUUGGAAGAAAACCUAUUAUGGUUAUGGGUCACGUGACAGUUUUUGGAGUUUCUCUUGCAACAGCAUUUAGCGGAAACUAUGUUGUCUUUGUGAUUUUGCGCUUCUUGGCGGGAUUCUGUCAACAGGGUCUUCUAGCUGGUACAACGCUUUCUUUAGAAACUCUCCCAGCAGAGAUCCGUCAUUACUGUGAAGUUUUAGCCCUACUAUGUUGGACUUCAUCGAUAUGUUUAAUGUCUCCAAUAGCCUACGCUCUUCGCAAUUUUCCAUGGAAAUAUCUUCAAAUCACCUAUGCUAUGUGUAGCGCCUGGUCCAUAUUCCAGUGGUGGUUUACCGACGAGUCACUGCGCUGGGUCAUAGCAAAUGGUCAGAUUGGUAGGGCAAAGGAAAUUAUCAAAAAUGCAUGUAAAUGGAACGGUAAAGACUAUACAGAAGUAAUGGAGAAGAUUGGAUGGGGAGGCCUCCUUGAUGCUGAUAGUAAACUUGUGAUUAUGACUGACUAUAACAGUGAAAAAGAACAAACAGCACUUGGACCUUUGACUGCAGAUAUUGAUGAACAUAAUAUCGCUGAUAAUCAUCAAACUGCUUUGAACCAGAUCAAUAGUAACGCUCAAGCCGCGCGUGGUCCUCUGGUACGUCAGAAUGGUUUUGAACGCUCAGAUUCAGAACCGGAAGUAGUAGACGAGGUCAGUCAAGAUAACGAUUUGAAAGUACAAAAAUACACGAUUUUUGAUAUCUUCAGGCAUAAACGUAUCUUGAUAGUGUCAAUGAUCAUGUGGUAUUCAUGGAUUUGUGACAGUUUUGUGUACUUUGGUUUGUAUAUGACGUCAUCAGAUCUCUAUGGUGACCGAUAUCUCAACUUCUUUCUGAGUGCCGCAGUUGAAUAUUUUUCAGCCUUUAUAGAGUACUUGUGUCUAGCCAGGAUAGGACGUAAAUGGACAGCUAUCAUUGGUCAUAUCAUUGCCGCUGUAGGGUUGGCUGUCGCUACAGGAUUAACAUACACAGCAGGUAAUAGAUAGUUAAGCAAAUGAAUAUAUAUAAUAUUUUGCAUCGCCCCGUUUAGCUCAACAGGUAGAGCGUUGGUUUGUGAAUAGGGUGACCCGGAUGGCACA